Coccinella septempunctata (seven-spotted ladybird) is the source of this 1763-nucleotide messenger RNA. Its product is annotated as zinc finger protein 64-like. The transcript has 2 exons. Bases 123 to 1616 code for a protein of 497 amino acids. Lineage: Eukaryota; Metazoa; Arthropoda; Insecta; Coleoptera; Coccinellidae. Gene Ontology annotation, cellular component: nucleus. Gene Ontology annotation, molecular function: RNA polymerase II transcription regulatory region sequence-specific DNA binding; DNA-binding transcription factor activity, RNA polymerase II-specific. Gene Ontology annotation, biological process: regulation of transcription by RNA polymerase II. The record is from RefSeq and is a predicted model, not a curated record.
GUGUUCUGUGACUUAACCUAUCUCCGAAAUGUUGAUAGUGUUCUGUGGUUGAUAGCUCAGAUUUUUCCAUGGAUUUUUGAGAGGAUCCUAUUUUUGAGUGAUUUUGAAAGAAAAAAAGUAAUAUGGGAGAUUGUAGUUUUGAAAUUCAAGGAGAGAUACAUAUUGGCGUUGAUGAUGUUAAGUUAGAAGAAAAAUUAGGAGUCAUUGACGUUUCUGAACAAUUCAUAGAUGAAGAAGGAGUUCAUGAAAGGGAAGAAUAUGUAAACAAGAUAGAAAGUUCCCUGAACUGCCUGGUUGAAGAAACGCCUCAAGAUUCUUUGAUGAAUAAUUUUGAAUCUGUUCAUUUGGAUAAAAGUUACGUGGGUGAUUGUCCUGCAAGUGAAACUCACACACAAUGUCAUAACACUGGCAGUCUGAAAGAUCAAAAAGUACAUGUAAAAUCUGAACAUUCAAGUAUCAAGGAUCACAAGUGUGAUCUGUGUGAUUUCGUGACAAGGUAUAAAAAAAACCUUGCUCUACAUAUCAAAUCCGUCCAUUCGAAUAUCAAGGACUACGGAUGUGACUUAUGCGAGUUUGUUACGAGUAGAAAAGGAGAUCUAAAUAUGCAUAUGAAAACUGUUCAUUUGAAAAUUGAGGAACACCAGUGUCACUUAUGUGAAUACUCAUCGAGACAUAAAAAAGAACUUGAAAUACAUGUGAAAUCUUUCCAUUUGAAUGCGAAGAAACUUGAGUGUCACCUAUGUGAUUAUAAUACAAAUAGGAAAAUCAGCCUUAAGAAACACGUCGAUUCUGUUCAUUUGAAAAUCAAGAUGCACAAGUGCCACCUAUGCGAUCAUGCUGCUAGUGAUAAAGGAAAACUUAAUAUACACAUAAAAUCUGUUCAUUUUAAGAUUAGGGACAACAAGUGUCAUUUAUGCGAAUAUGCUGCUAGCGAGAAAUUUACCUUGGACGCGCAUAUCAAAUCUGUUCAUUUCAAUAUAAAGGAACACAAAUGCGACUCAUGCGAAUAUGUUGCGAGUGAAAAAAGAUAUCUUAAUAUUCACGUGAAAUCCGUGCAUUUAAAGAUCAAGGAAAAUAAGUGUCACUUAUGUGACUUUGCCUGCAGCGUUAAAAGAUAUCUGGAAGCUCACAUUAAAUCCGUGCAUUUAAAGAUCAAAGAUAAUAAGUGUCACUUAUGUGACUUUGCCUGCAGCGUUAAAGGAUAUCUGGAAGCUCACAUUAAAUCUGUUCAUUUAAAAAUCAAGGAUAACAGAUGCCAUCUAUGCGAGUACGGAACUAGUAGAAAAGGUACCCUUCAGAGACACAUUAACUCUGUUCAUUUGAACAUCAAAAAAUACAAGUGUGAACAAUGUGAAUAUUCUGCGAGUGAGAAACUCAAACUUGAUCGUCAUGUUAAGGCCGUUCAUUUCAAAAUUAAGGAACACAAGUGUCACUUUUGCGAAUAUGCUGCUAGUGUGAAAAGUAACCUUGAUGUGCACAUAAAAUCUGUCCAUUUAAAUAUCAAGGAACACAAGUGUCACCUAUGUGAUUUUGUUACAAGUAGAAAAGAUGUCCUUCAGAGACAUAUCGACUCCAACUCCAAUCAUUUACAUCUCAAGAAAAACAAAUGUCAUUGAUGUCAAUAUGCCACUGGUGAAAAAAAAGACCACCAAACGCACACGAAAUGUGUUCAUUCGAAAAUUAAGAAACAUAAAUGUCACAAGCAGUAAAGAUACUCUUCGAAAUCACGUUAACUGUGCUCAUUUAAAUAUCAAGAAACACAA